AUUUCAUCAUCUAAAUAAAUGCUCUUGGCAAAAUGGAUCGUCCUAGCUGAAACCAGAGCACAAGCCGUCAUGGACCGGAGGCAACGGAGAAACCCUUCUGCUUCUUCUUUUGCCUUUUCAUCUCCAGCUUCAUCCUCAUCGAGCUUCCGCUCAGAGAAAUUCUCCUCGAAUCCCCCAAAAACUAGUAACUCCCUGGAGGAUGCUCACCAAUUGAAAAGCAAAUGUGGGAAGCCACAAAGACCAGAGCAAGAGGAGGAAGGAGAGCAAGAUCCGAACAAUCUUCUCUCCUUAGUUGGAACUUGCCCAUUCAUGUGCCCUGCUGGAGAAAGGGCCCAACGUGAACGCCUUCGGGACUUGGCUGUGUUUGAGAGGUUACAUGGAAAUCCUGGGAAAACAUCUCCAAGCCUUGCUGUCAAAAAGUUUUGCAGAACCAUUGCCACUAAGCACAUGCAGGCGUCAGAUGUGCGGCCACUUCCAGUGUUGGAAGAGACUUUGAACUACCUAUUAAACCUGUUGGAUGCCACGGAACAUCCUUUUGAAGUGGUUCAUGAUUUCGGAUUUGAUAGGACAAGAUCAAUAAGACAAGAUCUUAGCAUGCAGAAUAUCGUUAAUGAUCAAACAAUUCAUAUGUUUGAAGAAAUGGUGAAAUUUCAUAUUAUAUCCCACCACAAGCUUCGCAGUUGUAGCAGCAAGCCAAGUUUUUCUUCAGUUCAUUACCUCAAUAUGGAGCAGCUGAAAAAGUGUCUGAUAUCUCUAUAUGCUCUGUACAAAGAAAAUCGAAAUUCAAAUUCUAUUUACAAGAAUGAACCUGAGUUCUACUCAUUUCACGUUCUUCUUCAUCUUGGCUCUAACAGCCAACCAUUGGUGGAUACUUGCUUCCAUUGUUUGUUUGAGUUCAUCUUUUUCAGUAUCUCUUGCUGCCUUGUAUUGGUUUCUGAAUAUGUUACUAUUUCUGUUUUGAAGGGAGAGUCACUCUCUUUAUGGUUGGGUCGUGUACCUUCUCUCAUUUUGAAGUCAAAGGAAAUGUGUUUUGCUCGGAGACUUUUAAGAUUAUUUCGGAUGGGCAAUUAUAAGCGUUUCCUUUGUACUACAGCAACUGAGGCAUCUUAUUUACAGUACUACAUAAUUGAACCUUACAUCAAUGAGGUUCGAGCAUUGGCAUUGUCAUGUGUAAAUUAUUGUGGCUACAAACUUCAUCUGUAUCCAAUUGCACACUUGUCCAAACUCUUGAUGAUGAAGGAAUUAGAUGUGGAAUCAUUUUGCACUGCUUGUGGUCUUGAGACCAGCACUAAUGAACGGGGAAAUAAGUUCUUAUCAACCAAGCAAACAAACUUCCACUAUCCCAAGGAAGUCUUUCCAAGCUACUGCCUUUUGGGUUUGGAACACUUUUAGAGGUAACAAUCAAUUGGAACUAGUUACUCUUUCAAACUUCUUAUUAUACAAAUAUAACUUGCAUGUGCAACCAUUUCUGAUCCCAUAAUUUCAAGAAUUUAUGACACCUUCUAGUGGUUAGUUUUUUUGGGAAUAGAGUAAAGCAAUCUAUUCACUCCCAGAAACUAUCGUCAAAGGAACAGUAGAUAACCCCGCAAGACCAAAUUUAUGUCUGUGCAUGGAGAUGCAUGUUUUCUGCAUCCCAAUCAUGCAGUAUUGUGCCAAAUGGAAUAAUAGCAACUGAUGAUAAGUGGUAUUUCUAAAAUCUUCUAAGAGUAUUCCAUCUAUUGUAAUAUUGUUUUCUCAAAAUUGUCUUUGAGUCUUAUGUGUAAAUAUUAGAGUUGACCUCUUGUAAGCUAUCAACUGAUGUUGUAACUUAACUUGAAAGGGAAAUUCUAUAAAUUUAGCCUUGGUUUGGCUCUUGGAAAGCAAAGAAAAAUUAGGUUAAUAGUGAGUUGAUUUCUUCCCUUCCCACGGAUGUAAGCACAUUCUUGAAUCAUGUUAAUUAUUUUUUGGUUUA
Messenger RNA from Vitis vinifera (wine grape), 1951 nucleotides. Its product is annotated as SAC3 family protein C. Lineage: Eukaryota; Viridiplantae; Streptophyta; Magnoliopsida; Vitales; Vitaceae. Gene Ontology annotation, biological process: mRNA export from nucleus. Gene Ontology annotation, cellular component: transcription export complex 2; cytoplasm; nucleus. The record is from RefSeq and is a predicted model, not a curated record. The transcript is spliced from 7 exons. Bases 19 to 1392 code for a protein of 457 amino acids.